CCCCACCCCUCCUCCGGCCGCGGAGAAGGGCAUGGAGUUGGCGGGAGCCUAUAAAAGCCCCUGAGAGCGCGCUGGGGCUCCGGCGCUGUGAGAGCCUGCACGGGCGGAUCAGGGCCGCGCACCAUGUCCCACCACUGGGGAUACGGCAGCCACGACGGACCAGCUCACUGGCAUGAGCACUUUCCCAUCGCCAAUGGAGAGCGCCAGUCCCCUAUUGACAUCUGCCGCAAGUCCGCCAAGUACGACUCCUCUCUGAAGCCUCUUAGCUUCAGUUACGAUGCCAGCACGGCCAGAAACAUCGUCAACAACGGGCACUCCUUCAACGUGGAGUUUGAUGAUUCUUCUGACAAGUCAGUGCUGCAAGGAGGAGCGCUGGAUGGAGUCUACAGGCUGGUGCAGUUUCACAUUCACUGGGGAUCCUGUGAUGGCCAGGGAUCUGAGCACACUGUGGAUGGUGUGAAGUAUGAUGCAGAGCUCCAUAUUGUUCACUGGAAUGUAAAAUAUGGUAAAUUUGCUGAAGCUGUGAAGCAUCCUGAUGGUUUAGCUGUGGUGGGCAUCUUCAUGAAGGUGGGAAAUGCCAAGCCUGAGAUGCAGAAGGUUGUGGAUGCUCUGAACUCCAUUCAAACCAAGGGAAAGCAAGCUUCCUUUACAAAUUUUGACCCCACUGGACUCCUUCCUGCAUGCAGAGACUACUGGACAUACCCUGGCUCACUGACCACUCCACCCCUGCUUGAAUGUGUGAUCUGGCACGUUCUGAAGGAGCCCAUCACUGUGAGCCCUGAGCAGAUGUGCAAACUCCGUGGCCUUUGCUUCAAUGCUGAGAAUGAGCCCGUGUGCCAUAUGGUGGACAACUGGCGCCCAUGUCAGCCUUUGAAGAGCAGGGAAGUCAGAGCCUCCUUCCAGUAACCUCAGCGUUGAGAGUGUUAGGAAUUGCUGUGUUUGUGAGGAACCCCUUUUUGCUAAGCCCAAAUCAAACUUUGCCAUGUGUGCCCAGGCAACAUCUUGUCUCCCAGAUCCAUUCUUUCUUUUGCUCUGCAUCUGAAAUGCCAGCUAAUGAAAUGUGAAAGGCUCUUGGCCGAAUGGGAAAGGGUUGUUGAGGUGUGGGGUUGGGGGCAGCAGGGGAUGUGUGGCUGUGUGCAUUUUGGUGACUAUUACUGCAACUGAAACUUUGGUGUAACAGUAUGUUGGCUACUUGGGAGAGGAUUUGAUGGUAGCAAAAUAAGCCAUUUUAAGAAACCUCAUCCACUGGUGUGGUAGUACAUGUAACUAACGAUAACUUGAAGCUUUGUAAGAAGCACAGGAAUACAAAAUCUAGCUAUUAUUUUAGGAAAAAAAAAAAGUUAUUUUGAGAAAGCUAAGCAAAAUGAAUACUUAGAAUUAGACUUCUUAGAUUUUAAGAAACUGACAUGUAAAUAUUUUUGAGACUAUUUUGCAUUUUUACCCAUGCUGUCAACAGCCUUAGUUAUGUCUUAAUGGUAGUGUUGGGUUUUUUAAUUAAACAUGUUCUAAAUUAAAUGUUACCUUUAAAAAUUAUUACCAUAGAAAUAAUACAAAAUCUUUUCAUUGAAAUAAUAUAUGUUCUAAUUUAAAAAGGAAAAUAAUAUUGUAUUUUAGAUAACUUCUCUAAUAAAUCUCUACUUCUA
Cinclus cinclus is the source of this 1643-nucleotide messenger RNA. RefSeq names its product carbonic anhydrase 2. Lineage: Eukaryota; Metazoa; Chordata; Aves; Passeriformes; Cinclidae. Gene Ontology annotation, cellular component: cytoplasm. Bases 124 to 906 code for a protein of 260 amino acids. Gene Ontology annotation, molecular function: carbonate dehydratase activity; zinc ion binding. The transcript is spliced from 7 exons. The record is from RefSeq and is a predicted model, not a curated record.